GUUUUGUGCUGCGUACUAAGCAAACGGACGGCUGUAACGUUCUGUGUCUUCAGCGCUAUUGUGUCCCUAACACUGUGCACCGCGAUACAUUGCCUUCCGCUUAUUUAAUUGAAACCAGCAUUGAAAAUUUAUCAACAACUGUGUACUCAAGCAAUUAACUGGUUGGCGGCGCGGAGCGCAUGCACAUCUGACCCUCCGGCAGCUGCACGAAAGCACCAAGGGAUUUAGCUUUGCAGUGUCCACCUAGUAUUCGCGGAGCUUGAGCAGGAGUCGAGCAUGGCUCCGAAGGGGAACCCGCCAGGGCCUGGCGGGAGCGGUGCAGCCGCGCCAGCCCGUGCGCAGGCGCCGCAGGCGCCUCGACAGCAGCAUCCUCCCGCAAAGCCUGCACCUCUACCAAAGCGUGUUGAGGAGGACGCCGGCAGCGAUGAAGAUGACAAUGCCCCCCUGCCGUUGGUUGAUCAAAAGUACCUCAGCGAUAAGAAGUUUGCGGAGUUCAACAUCCAUCCUAACAGCAAGAGGGCUCUUGCCGAGGUGCUCAAGUAUGAGCGCUGCUCGCUGGUGCAGGCGGCGUCCAUUCCCGUGUGCCUGGGCCCGGAUGACGUGAUCGCCAAGGCCAAGACCGGCACGGGCAAGACGCUGGCGUUCGUCAUCCCGACUAUUGAGAAGGUGCUGGCAAACCGCGCCCCCCGCGGCAAGGUGUCGGCUCUGGUCCUGAGUCCCACGCGCGAGCUGGCGCGUCAGAUUCAGACCGAGACGCACAAGAUGCUGACGUACCACCCGGGCCUGCACAGCAUGGUGGUGUACGGCGGCGUGGACGUGAAGAAGAACCUGCGUGCGCUGGUGCAGAAGAUGCCCGACAUCCUCAUCGCCACGCCAGGACGCUGCUGGGACAUCAUGACGCAGGCGCAUGACCGGUCCCUGACCACGGUGCUUGACAGCACUCGUGUGCUGGUGCUGGAUGAGGCGGACAAUCUGCUAGACAUGGGAUUCAGGCCCCAAAUUUCCAAGAUCCUCAGCGCGCUGCCGCCCACCACCCAGCGCCAGACGUUCCUGUUCAGCGCCACAUUCCCCAGCGACGUGAAGAGCCUGGCGGAUGUGGCGCUCAAGCGCCAGCACAGUUACGUGGACGCUGUGGGCGAGGACGUGGCCACGCACGAGCACGUGGAGGCGUCCAGCCUGGUGGUGGCCAAGCGCGACGUCAUGCUGCAGCUGCUGGGCCUGCUGGCGCAGCACAUGGCGGAGGAGCCAGACUACAAGGUCAUUGUUUUCCUGCCGACGGCACACCUCACGGCCAUGUUUGCCGAGGCGUUCUCAGCUGCGGGCCUGGGCGGUGUGAUCGAGAUGCACUCCCGCAAGAGCCAGCCGCAGCGCGACAAGGCCAGUGCGCUGUUCCGCGCUGAAAACCGGAUGAUCAUGUUCAGCUCGGACGUGUCGGCGCGUGGCGUGGACUACCCGGGAGUCACCUACGUGGUGCAGUGCGGCGCGCCCGCCAACCGCGAGCAGUACAUCCACCGCGCCGGCCGCACCGGGCGAGCCGGCCGCGCGGGCCAGUGCACGCUGCUGCUGUCGGACUUCGAGCGCCCCUUCCUCAACAAGCUCGGCGACCUGCCCAUUAAGCAGCUGCAGCCCCUAGCGCUGCCGCUGGCGGCGGGCGGGGCCGCGCUGGGGCCGGCGCUUGUGCGGGACCCCGCCGGAGCGCUGGCGCGGGCGGUGGCGCAUGCCGACUACCAGAACCGCGCCCGCGCGUACCAGUCGUUCCUCGGCUACUACAAGAGCCACGAAGUCAUUAAGACCCGGCCGGAGCAGAUUGUGGCCCAUGCCAACGAGUACGCGGCGGAGCUGCUGGCCUGCCCCACGCCGCCCGGCCUACUGGCCAAGACCGUGGGCAAGAUGGGCCUCAAGGGUGUGGCGGGCCUGGUCAUCGUCAAGGAGGGACAGCAGAACCAGCCGCCGCCAGGGCACGUCGCCCCGGUCGGGCCACCGCCAUCCGCCAGCCAGGCCGCGGCGGCGGCCGUCGCGGCGCUGAACCUGGGCAAGGACCGGGCUGGCAGCGCCCGGGGUAACCCGCAGCAGCAGCAGCAGCAGCCGGCGCCCCAGCAGCAACAGCAGGGCGGUCGCGGUGGCCGCAACCCCGCCGCGCCUGCGCAGCCAGUCGCGGCCGCGCCGCAGCAGCAGGCCGCGCAGCCGCAGCAGGCUGGCGGGCGGGCGCAGUCGGGCCGCCAGCCCCAGCAGCCCACCGUGGCGAGUGCCGCGGGCGGCAGGGCCCCGGCACCGGUGCCGGCUCAGCCAGCGCAACAGCAGCAGCACCGUGCAGUGCAGCCACCUGCUCAGCAGGCCCCGCAGGCGCAGGCGCAGCAGGCAGCGCCUGCCAGCGGCCGUGGACGGCAGGUGUCCGCAGCGACUGGCCCCGCUGCCGCCGCUGCAGCGGCCGUCGCCGCCGCCGCAGCGGCUGCCGCGGCUGUGCCGCCAGCGACGGGAAACGGUGAGCCGGCGCUGCCUCCGGGGCUCGUACAGCCGCGCAAGGAUGCGGUGGCGACCACGGCAGCGGCGCCGGCGCCCGCCGAUGUGGCGAACGGCUACACGGCUGCGGCUGAGUCCGCGGCGGCACCGGCCCGGCCGUCCGCAUCGCUGUGGAACCCGGCCGCCUCCGCUGCCAGCUACCAGGACCCUGCGGCCGCCGCCGCCUUCGCCGCCAUGUCGCGGCCGGGCCCGUCGGUGCAGGUGAACGGCGUGCAGGGCGCGGUGAGCCCGCUGGACAGCUACGCCCAGCAGCAGGCCGCCCAGCAGCAGCAGCAGCAGGCCUACCUGCAGUACCAGCAGGUGUACCAGCAGCAGAUGGAGGCGCAGGCCAACCCGUCGGUUGCGGCCAUGGCCGCUGCGCAGGCGGCUCUUGCCGGCCAGCAGCGGGCGGCGGCGCCCCAGCAGCAGCAGCAGUCGGCGUCUGAGUACGCCGCGCUGGCCUCAAUGCUGGGCGUGCCGCCCGGGUACAACAUGAUGCCGCAGGCGCAGCAGCAGCAGCUGCUGCAGUACAUGCAGCAACAACAGCAGGCGGCACAGCAGCAGCAGCAGGCACAGCAGCAACAGCAACAGGCACAGCAGCAGCAGGCGCAACAGCAGCAGGCGCAGCAGCAGCAGGCGCAGCAGCAGCAACAGCAAGCGCAACAGCAGCACUUGCUGCAGAUGCAAGCACAGAUGCAGGCGCAGGAGCAGGCGGCAGCGCAACAGCAGGCAGUGCAGCAACAGCAGCAGCAGCAGCAGCAGCAGCAGCAGCAGGCGCAAACACAUCAACAGCAGCAGGCGCAGCAGCAGGCAUACCAGCAGUAUGCCCAGGCGCAGGCGAUGGCGGCCAUGGCCGGGUAUGCCGGCACGCAGGCGCACAACGCGGCUGGCGUGAGCAGUAUGGAGCCCAGUGCGGCCCUGCUCACGGCGCUGGGAAGUGCGGCCUCCGUUAGCUCAAGCGGCAACUCGCAGGCGGCAGCGGCCGCCGCGGCGGCUGCGGCGGCGGCCGCGGCUGUGGGCGCCGGCCAAGGGCAGCGCGGCCAGGCUGCCAACAUGGCGCAGCAGCAGCAGCAGCAGCAGCGUAUGAGCUCGGGCCGUCAGGGCGGUACCGAGCCGGUGGCGUCGACGUCAGGGAGCGGCGCGACGGCGCGGCCGCAGCCGGCCGCUGCGCCGGCGGCGGCAACGCCAGCUGCGGCAGUUGCAGCGGCUGGGGGCGCGGGACGGGGAACGGCGCCGGGCCCCCGGGCUGGGCCAGGCGGCCGGGGGCCUGCCGCAGCGAUGGCGCAGGCGGCGGCGGCAACCAGCGCCGGAGGGCGUGGUGAACGGUGGUGGCAUAAGCCGCAGCUGCAGGAGAUUGCCAAGGAGAUUACUGACCGCACCUCGGGCGCUAAGGCGUCUGAGCAGUCACCAAGCGCUGCGGCAUCAACCUCAGGGCCGCAGCAGCAGCAGGCAGCUGGGGCACAAGCCGCGGCAAAUGGGCCCGCAGGGCGGCAGCAGCAGGCACAGGUGCAGCAGCAGCAGCAACAGCUGCUGCUGCAGCAACAACAGCAACAACAGCUGCAGCAGCAGCAACAGCAGCUGGGGAGAGGGGUGGCUGGUCACAGCUCUGCGCAACUGGCUUCUUCUGGCUUUGGGGGAGUACUGGGCCGGCAGGGCGCAGCGCUGGAGCAGGUGCAGGCCAGAAUGCCGCAGCAGCAACAACAGCAACACCUGCAGCAGCAACAGCAGCAGCAGCAGCAGCAGGAGCUUCUACAGCAGCAGCUGCUUCUGCAACAGCACCAGGCACAGCAGCAGCAACAGCAGCAGUUACUGCUGCUACAGCAGCAGCAGCAGCAGGCGCAGCAGCAGCAGCAGCAGCAACAGAUGCUGCAGUACGCGGGCCUGCAGCACGCGCCCCAGGCUGUGGCUGUGCCGCUGUAUGUGAUGGCGCCGCAGGGCGCGGUGUUUGCGGGGCAGCAGCAGCAGCAGGCGGUGGUGGGCGCGACCGGCGGCCUCACGCAGGCGCAGCAGCAGCAGGUGCUGCAGCAGCUGACGCCGACGCAGCUGCACCACCUGCAGCAGCUGACGCCGGUGCACCAGCAGUGGUAUCUGCAGCAGAUGGCGUCCGCGCUGGAGCACUGAGCGCCGUAGUGUCUGCGUGCGUGGCCGGAGGUCGAUGUGCAGUGGGUGCUGUAGGCGCGGUCGUCAUGUUGGCGUGUUGGGUAAGGCAACGGGAGCUGGAAUGCCUGUGCGCUUGUCUGACACGCCGCACAUGUCCUCGCGCCCUCGAAACUCUUCCUGACAGAACCACGUGCCGGUGCAGCCGCUGCAGCUCAAGUGCUUUGGGAAGGUGUAGGCUGUACGGUAUUUAUGUGUCGUAGCAUUAGGAUAGGAUUUUUCAGGUUCGGCUCUGGCUCGGGUAGUGCAUUCUUGCACAGGCAUUGAAGCUUAAGCGGUUUUGAGGUGAGCACAGUGCUGCGUACAGGUACUCGGGUCGUGACGGGCCAGCAUAACCACGCGUGGCCCGCCUUCCCCAGCCCCCUGCCGACGGCCACUUGUCUUCUAGUCGUGAGUGUGAUGAACCAGGGGCGCGUCUCAGGGAUGGUCGGACUACCUGCCUGGGCGGUAGGCAGCAUAGGAGCGGCAGGCUGCACAGGACGUGCUGGGGGCGUGCUGAUGGGCUCGCACCCCGCCCAUGCCAUUUGGCGUGAAGUGCAGCGGCUGAGUAGAGUCUGGCGCGACAUAAUGAGGCCCUGGGCGUUGCGGUGGAGAGGGGUAGGUCAGGCGUCCAUGUCGGCACCCGGCAUUUGAGUAGGAGCAGUCGAUGGAAGUGCGUGGUUGAGGGAAGUGCAAUGCAAGCCGGCGACAGGGGGAGUCACCGAGAAUGUGGUUGCUGUGGGACCGUGCCCCGUCCUGCAGUUUCGUAACGCGCUGCUCCA
This is a messenger RNA of Chlamydomonas reinhardtii, 5417 nucleotides long. RefSeq lists its product as uncharacterized. The record is from RefSeq and is a predicted model, not a curated record. The transcript has 10 exons. Gene Ontology annotation, molecular function: ATP binding; nucleic acid binding. Lineage: Eukaryota; Viridiplantae; Chlorophyta; Chlorophyceae; Chlamydomonadales; Chlamydomonadaceae. The coding region runs from base 277 to 4620 and encodes 1447 amino acids.